GAUCCCAUCACUUCUUGUCCGAGCUUCCUCUCUAUUAAAAUCCCCUCAAAAGAGAAAGUAGCAUCUUCGUUUUCUAUAUCAGUUAGUCAUGUUGGGAGUGUUCAGCAGCGAGAUCGUGUCGCCGCCCGACGAGCUGGUCGCCGCCGGCAGCCGCACCCCUUCGCCGAAGAUCACGGCGAAUGCGCUGAUCAACCGCUUCUGCCAGAGCAAUGCCUCCGCCGUCUCCGUGCAGGUCGGCGACCACGUCCAGCUGGCCUACAGCCACGACAACGAGUCCGUGAUACAACCGAGGUCAUUUGCUGUUAAGGAUGAGAUAUUCUGCUUGUUUGAGGGAGCACUUGACAACUUGGGGAGCUUGAGGCAGCAGUAUGGCCUAGCCAAGUCUGCAAAUGAAGUGAUUUUGGUCAUUGAGGCUUACAAGGCGCUUCGUGAUCGGGCACCUUACCCACCAAACCAUGUUGUUGGCCAUCUCAGCGGAAAUUUUGCUUUCAUUGUAUUUGACAAGUCCACUUCCACCUUGUUUGUUGCUUCCGACCAAUUUGGCAAGGUGCCUCUGUCUUGGGGAAUCACUGCUGAUGGAUAUGUGGCCUUUGCUGAUGAUGCAGACUUGCUUAAGGGUGCUUGUGGCAAGUCACUUGCUUCAUUCCCUCAAGGGUGUUUCUACUCCACAACUGUUGGAGGACUGAGAAGCUAUGAGAAUCCCAAAAAUGUGAUCACUGCUGUACCUGCUACUGAUGAAGAGAUCUGGGGUGCAACAUUUAAGGUAAUUCAAGUGACUCAUAAUUUCAAGAGUACCAAUUUAUACCAUGUAGCUAUAUGGUUCCUCACUAUCAAAGUUUCUAGCAUAUUUGUUUCUUAUUAUUAGCUUGUUAAUGUCUACAAUUAGAAAACAAAGGUUACUUUGUAUUGAAAAAUAGUGUUUAACUUGGGGUGUUAACUGGGGCAAUGAAUAUAGUUUUCACAGUCACAGUCGCACUCGAGCGAAAUUGAAGGCGGAUGACUUAGAAGGUAAGGAUAGGGAGACAUUCUUGAAUGCAUAUUUGUCUUCCUCCUGUCUCUUCCAUUCAUGCCUUUGUUUGUGAAAGAAGCAAUAAUAGCAUUCUAGAUAGGGACAUUUCGCACCAACUUUACUGAUGUUGAUUUAUAUUUUCAACAAGAUUUCUCAACUUGGUGGGGUGAAAAUUUCAGGUUGAAGGGCCAGCGGUUCUUGCAGCCACAAAGUAGAAGACGUUCAUGACAUUGAGAAAGUGCGUCUUCAAAAUGUGCUAUCCAUUUCAGGGAGAGAGAGGUUGAGGUUUAUAUGGUGUUCAAUGAUGCAUCAGAGGCCAUGUAAAUACUAAAUACCUGUAAUGGUAACUGUUUGAUAGGGAGUGGGUAAUUUGGGAGAGAGCUCUGUUUUUCUUUUACCUUAGUUGGUCGUAUGUGUUCUAGCUUUUUACCUAUGUACAGCUAUGUGUUGUGUUUAAAUAAAGUUUGUAUCGAGGCUUGAAGUCAGUGAUAAAUCCCACCAUCAGCCAUUAUUUACGGCAUUUCGCAAUGCAGUUAUAUACAAGUUUUAU
Messenger RNA from Fragaria vesca subsp. vesca, 1559 nucleotides. RefSeq names its product stem-specific protein TSJT1-like. Bases 89 to 865 code for a protein of 258 amino acids. Lineage: Eukaryota; Viridiplantae; Streptophyta; Magnoliopsida; Rosales; Rosaceae. The record is from RefSeq and is a predicted model, not a curated record. The transcript has 4 exons.